Moneuplotes crassus is the source of this 1164-nucleotide messenger RNA. NCBI's taxonomy places the organism in Eukaryota, Ciliophora, Spirotrichea, Euplotida, Euplotidae. The record is from the annotation of a GenBank genome assembly.
AUGAAAGAACCUACGGGCCGAGAGAACCCAAAACAGAAGGAGGAUAAAUCAAAUGAACUGGUUUACAAAGAUCAGACAAUAAGGCACCAAGAAGGAGACAAACAGGAUAGUGAGAGAACUAAGGUAAUUCAGCAAAUCAAAGAGGGAUUUUCAUCAGUGCUCAAGCCGAAACAAAGCAAAGAUCAUGAGGGAAGCAACAAGAAACUCUCUAAUUCCCAAGAUGAAGAAGAGAGCCGUGAAAGAAGCAUUAUUGAAAGUAAUGGAGAGGCUCCAAGCGCUGAUGACAGCUCUCCAAGAGUUCCUAAAUCUCGGACAAGAAGAAAUGGCUUAGGAGCUCCUUAUGGAGCUCCUUUAAUAACUACGGUCCUUGUAGUUUUAUUGGAAAUCACUACUUUUGGGCUUUUUAUAGUUCCUUAUCUGCAAAAAGUGCUUUCGACACAAUUAUUUGUAAUUAUUUUGACAAUAUGGGUUUCACUAUAUCUGAUUAACCUAGUUCUGGUGCUAGCAACUAUGCUUAAAGACCCAACAGAUCCAAAAGCGUACGAAUCUCGAAAAGACCAAAGCAUUGUAACAAACAAGUAUUGUGAUUACUGUGCUUCUUAUACUGAGCUCAAGGCCAAACAUUGAAGAUCCUGAGAAAGAUGUGUGAAAGAUUUCGACCAUCACUGAAUCUGGUUGAACAACUGAGUCGGCCACAACAACUACAGAUACUUCUUCUCCUGCCUCAUGCUCUAUACAGUGCUUAGCUACGCCUUCAUCAUUGUUUCGAUCUUAUGAGUGAUCAACCCCCAUAAAAACUCUCUUUUUAGCUUCGAAGAAGUUGUAAUUAUCUGGGUGUCGACACUAAUUUUUAUUAAAGUAAUCUUCUGUAUUCUUCAAACAGCAUUAUUUGUGUUUCAUGUUUUCCUGCUUCUGAACAACAUGACUACUUACGAGUUCAUUAACAAAGAUAGGAGGAAGGUCAAAGACUCUUCAAAGCUGGAAAAGAGCAUAGAGAAGAGCCAGCAAAUAAAUGUAUUUAACUUCUUAGCACAUUAUGAAGAUAGGAAUUCACCUCAGACUUCCCCUAAAAAGAAAAACAUUCAGUUAAAUAAUAUGCCAAACCAUGUUCUGGUUGACUCCCAAGUAGGUCCAAUCACUGAGAAAGAGCCUGAAGAGCCAUAA